UGUUUUUUGUGGAUCAAAAUUUUCUGUCUGUGGUUAAAAAAUGGAAUUAAGUCUGAACUGUUAGUCGCAAUUACUGGUGAAAUAGACUAGAUAAAAUAGCGUCGAAUUAUUGUGAUAUUUUACCAAAUGUUUGAGUGUUUUAUUAUGUGUUGUUUCGUUGAAUCGCUUCCAAAUGAUUGUGACUAAAGCUGGUUUAACAAGUUGGCCAACGGUCAAGUGAUUUUUGUUUAGUCUUGCUGCGAAAACAAUUUGCGGCUGGAAAUGGAAUCCGGCGUUGCUGCUUUUGAUCCGAACGAUCUUAUCAGUUACUCGCCGGAAGAGUCGGAGGAUGAUGGCGAACCGCCACCUGCGCAGCAGGGCUCACAAUCGGUCCGUCGACCGCAACAAUCAGUACAACCGGAAGGAAGCUCAGUUGAUUUAGCCGCCAUUUCCGGCGAAGAGAUACAACUUACUGUGCCAUCCGCGUCCCACGUAACGGUUCAGCUUCGUAGUCCUUUGCAGGGAGCUCGCUUCAAGUGCAAGUUUUGUCCAACUUUUACCAACACGGCCGAAGAUUUCAUCAAACACUUCAUUAUGCAUUUCGGUAGGAACAGAAUUUCUUAUAAGCAGAUGUCCCAGGAAGAAGUUCGCGCACUACCGAAUGCAAACGAGAAAUUUGUCUGUGGAGUUUGUGGCCGUUGCUUCGAGGUGCGUGAUGAUGUUAAGGAUCAUAUGAUUAGCGAUCAUGGCUUUGUUGAGGCGAAACCGAAAGAUUCACACGAAGGCCCCAAAUCGAGUCCAUGCGCGGGGGUUGCGGUAAAGAAGAGGAAACUGGAAGACGAAUUCGUUGAUUCGCAGAAGUUAUCGAUAAGUGAUAGUUCCUCCUGUUCGUCUGAUGAGGUCAAGGAGGAACAGCUUCCCAUGGGACAAACCACUACGGUCGUAACGGUUCCGCAGCCUGUUAUUAGUGAAACUGCACUAGUAACACCCGCUGCGGUAAUUACUCAGCAGUCCUCGUUGGUUCGCGAAUGCCAAUUGCCACCAUCUUCCGUGAAUCAGCAGCAGUCGCAAAAUCAAGUUGGACCAACUAAGCCAGUAUCAGUCCCUCUCCUUCCUAAGGUGGACCAAUCGGAAGACGCAGAGCUUAACGAGUUUCUUCAGCCGAUGACACUGAAGCAACUCAAACUCAAAUUGCUAGCCGGUCUAAAGCUGAAAUGUCCUCAAAAGGGAUGUGUCUAUAAAUUUGAAACUCGCGCCAAAAGAGACAUCCACAUCAAGUGUCAUAAUAUCGAACCGAUACUAAUUGGUCCGGGUGGGCCAGUUCCAACUGGAACCGGAAAAGAUGAGAAAAAAGAUAACUUCAAAUGUUACCAGUGCGGGAUUGAGUAUCCCCGCUGGAGGGAGUGCUCCCAACAUCUCUGGAAGCAGCAUCAGGUGGACACAAAUAUGUUGAAGUGUCCGGUUUGUGAUGUUAGGUUUGAUUUUGCUGUCAAGGUGUACCGUCAUUUGCAAACACAUCGACCGGUUAAGGCUUUUGCCUGCUCGUCCUGUACAAAAUCUUUUGCGACGAAAUCUCAACUAUUGGUUCAUGAAGACAUUCACAAGAAACAGCUGCUAUCGCGUCCUAAACCAAAACCGGCCUCCACCACAAGCGGAAUCGCUGAUGGUGGUAAGGCACUGGGAACCGGCGACGAGGAGCGUGAUGUGGAUGCUGAAGAUGAAGACGAUGAGCCGAAAGAUCCGGACGGAAAACCCGCCGACAAGCUACCGUGGUACGCGGAACGAAAAUGUGACAUUUGCGGGCACAUGUUCAGCACAUCGAAGGUACUGUCCAAGCACAUCAAAACGGUACAUCAUAAGAUCAAACCAUUCAUCUGCAGUGUGUGUGGGUACAAAUCAGCCCGAAAGGUUACGCUGACGAUUCACAUGCGUCAGCAUUCGGGGCAGAAACCACUGGAGUGCAAAGAGUGUCAAUUCCGGACGGCGGAUCCAAGUGCACUCAAGUAUCACGAGAAGCGUCACACCAAGGACAAAUGGUACGAGUGCAAGUUUUGUGGGCUACUCACCAUCCAAGCCAGUGCCCUGAAGACCCACAUCCGUCUGAACCACCCGAAAGAGUAUGAAUCGAUCAAGUGCGAUCUGUGCAACUUCACCUCGGUUAAUGCGGAAUUGUUGACGCGGCACAAGAGCGACCACAAGGCCGGUUUGAUCAAGAGUGAGGAUUCGCACGAUUCGGUGUCUUCUAAGCGUUCGAAGAAUGCUCCGGAAAGUUCGUCGGAUUGUUUCUUACCGAUAGAAAGCACGGAUUCGGUGGUUCAUGACGCCGGUGGAUUCACUAUUCCUGCUGUGAUCAAUGCACCAGUGGCACACUCGGAGGAAACGCAGUUUCCUACCUGAUAAGUGCGGGGUGUAUCUUGUUUUUUUCUGCAUGUAUUGGACGUUGUAGUAUCUGCCUAUAUUUGUUUUCUACACUGUGUUGGUUUCUACUCGACACAGUGUGUGCAUGUCGAUUACUACUGUAGUAGCAUAAAUCAUGUUUUAUUUAUUGAUUAGUUUUACGAUGGUAACCAAUUGACUGUAUUCUACGGUACAAUAUUUGUCACAUUAUGGUUAAACAGGUAAUUAAAGUCAAACAUGCUUGCUAUAGUAA
Molecule: messenger RNA, 2629 nt
Organism: Topomyia yanbarensis
Lineage: Eukaryota; Metazoa; Arthropoda; Insecta; Diptera; Culicidae
Product: zinc finger protein 569
Exons: 5
Coding region: 262-2376 (704 amino acids)
Biological process (GO): regulation of transcription by RNA polymerase II
Cellular component (GO): nucleus
Molecular function (GO): DNA-binding transcription factor activity, RNA polymerase II-specific; RNA polymerase II transcription regulatory region sequence-specific DNA binding
Source: RefSeq, a predicted model, not a curated record